This is a messenger RNA of Anopheles maculipalpis, 1250 nucleotides long. Its product is annotated as actin-3, muscle-specific-like. The record is from RefSeq and is a predicted model, not a curated record. The transcript has a single exon. Lineage: Eukaryota; Metazoa; Arthropoda; Insecta; Diptera; Culicidae. The coding region runs from base 34 to 1164 and encodes 376 amino acids.
GACAGUGAACACAUACAGUACUAGUGAUCAAAAAUGUGUGACGAAGAGAUUGCCGCGCUGGUCGUAGACAAUGGAUCCGGUAUGUGCAAGGCCGGUUUCGCCGGUGAUGAUGCACCGCGUGCCGUGUUCCCGUCGAUUGUUGGCCGUCCGCGCCACCAGGGCGUGAUGGUCGGUAUGGGACAGAAGGAUUCGUACGUUGGUGAUGAGGCCCAGAGCAAACGUGGUAUUCUGACGCUGAAGUACCCGAUCGAACAUGGCAUCGUUUCCAACUGGGAUGAUAUGGAGAAGAUCUGGCACCACACGUUCUACAACGAGCUGCGUGUGGCGCCGGAGGAACACCCGGUCCUGCUGACAGAAGCUCCUCACAAUCCGAAAGCCAACCGUGAAAAGAUGACUCAGAUUAUGUUUGAGACUUUCAACACUCCGGCGAUGUAUGUGGCCAUCCAGGCUGUGCUAUCACUGUACGCUUCGGGUCGUACCACCGGUAUUGUGAUGGAUUCGGGUGAUGGUGUCUCGCACACUGUCCCCAUCUACGAAGGUUAUGCUCUCCCGCACGCCAUCCUGCGUUUGGAUCUGGCUGGUCGCGAUCUCACCGACUACCUGAUGAAGAUCCUGAUGGAACGUGGCUACACGUUGACGACCACUGCCGAACGUGAAAUUGUUCGCGAUGUUAAGGAAAAGCUGUGCUAUGUCGCUUUGGACUUCCCGCAGGAAAUGGACACGGCUGCUACCUCGAGCUCGCUGGAGAAGUCGUACGAAAUGCCCGAUGGACAGAUCAUCACCAUCGGUAACGAGCGUUUCCGGUGCCCGGAAGUUCUGUUCCAGCCUUCGUUCAUCGGCAUGGAAUCGACCGGCAUUCAUGAGGCGGUGUACAACUCGAUCAUGAAGUGCGAUGUGGACAUCCGUAAGGAUCUGUACGCGAACAUUGUACUGUCGGGUGGAUCGACCAUGUUUGCCGGCAUUGCUGAUCGUAUGCAUCGUGAAAUUAAUGCCCUUGCCCCGAGCACAAUCAAAGUGAAGAUUGUGGCGCCGCCAGAGCGCAAGUAUUCGGUCUGGAUUGGUGGCUCCAUCCUGGCGUCGCUGUCCACCUUCCAGCAAAUGUGGAUCUCCAAGCAGGAAUACGACGAAUCCGGCCCGGGUAUCGUCCACCGCAAGUGUUUCUAAAUGCACUUCUCAUCAUUCCUGUUGUUAAUGUGUUAAGCGUUGUUCUGUUAGUAAAUUAAAAUAAAUUACAAUUUUAAUAUAAAACA